Molecule: messenger RNA, 7507 nt
Organism: Pseudoliparis swirei
Lineage: Eukaryota; Metazoa; Chordata; Actinopteri; Perciformes; Liparidae
Gene: specc1la
Product: sperm antigen with calponin homology and coiled-coil domains 1-like a
Exons: 16
Coding region: 551-3922 (1123 amino acids)
Biological process (GO): actin cytoskeleton organization
Cellular component (GO): filamentous actin; microtubule organizing center
Molecular function (GO): protein binding
Source: RefSeq, a predicted model, not a curated record
UAUUCAUAUACAACCCUUUUUUUUGUUUUACAUUUAAGGUAUAUUUUAGAGGUAUUGAGAGGGAUUUAUCACAACUUUAGAUGGGAUAAUCCGCAGAUACCACUGAUCAGGUAUAUUGAGUAACUGGGGGGCAACACUCGGAAUGCAGAGGGUGUGAAGCUGCAGUAGACUGUUGAAGAGAGGCGUUGUGCCAAAGGUCUGCAGCCUGGAGUCAUCUGGUAAACCCCAAAACGACCCGUUGGAUACUGAGACGUCCCGGAGGCAGUAAAGUGCGCCCCCCCCCCCCCUCUUCUCUCCCCUCCACGGAGGGUGAUGCUGAGAUGAUGCAACCAGGGGAGGGGGAGAGAGAGGCUCACCCCGGCUGCUGCUGCCAACAGAAAGAAACUGACACAUGAAACCGAUGCUGCCUGCCGUGUGAAGUUGGGAAUUAAGCGAACUGUUGGCCGCCGGAAAAUGAAGAGCUAUCGGGCGUUCAUCAGCGUAUCGAAAAAGAGAAGUUAGGAGAACCUUCAGAUUGAGCUGUAAAUGUAUCGGCGUCAGAGAGCUCAGAAUGAAGAAGUCGGUCCGGCCAGCGGUGGGUAAGGUGAGCGGAGAUCGAGGGAAGGCGGAGGCCACGGUGACCUCUGGGUCCGGAAAGCCUGCCGCCAAGACCAGCACCGCUGCCCCGCUGUCUAAGGUGAAAAGCAAUGAUGACCUUUUAGCAGCGAUGACCGGAGGGAAUCCUGCAUCAAAUAAUGCUGUCAACAAGACCAAGAGGACUGCCUCCAUUGGGACUAAUGCUAGUAACAUAGACAGCAAGCCAAAGCCAACAUCGGGUGCUUCAUCCAAGCGGACGACCUCUUCCAUUUCCAAGGAGCCAAAUUCAUCACGAGACCGUCUCCGGACAUCCAGGACCUCAGCCAAUAAGAAGCAGUUGGUAUCAGGGACUGCAGCGGGGGACGCCGCAUCAGGGAAGCGCUCUCGUGGCCAGCUCCUGCCCGAGUCUGAUGGCCGUAUGAGCAAGUCCAGAUCCGAUGGCCAGAUCAGUGAUAAGGUGGCUCUGGAGACCAAAGUGAAAGACCUGGUGGGUUUGGCUAAAAGCAAAGAUGUGGAGAUCAUCCACCUUCGCAGUGAGCUGAGGGACAUGAGGUCCCAGCUUGGCUUGGGAGGGAAGGAAGCGCCGCAGCAGGAAGAAGCUGGGGAGGAAGAGGAGGAAGAGGAGGAGGAGGUGGAGAAGCCUCUGGUUUCUGCCAUCACGGCAGCAGACGUGGAGUCCACUCUGAUUCUCCUACAAGAGCAGAACCAGGCCAUCAGGGUGGAGCUCAACCUGCUGAAGAGUGAGAACCGAAUGCUAAAAGACCGACUCAAUGCGCUCGGCUUCUCCCUGGAGCAGAGGCUGGAUGCCUCUGACAAGCUUUUCAACUACGCCUCCCUGAGUCCGGACCUGGCCGCGGGCAGUGGGCAGAGUGAUGGCGGAGGAACGGGUACGCUGACCUCCUCAGUGGAAGGCUCAGCCCCCGGCUCCCUGGAGGACCUGCUCACAGGACACCAGCUCGGAGGGUCGGCGGACAACCUGGACAGCGAAUCGAGCGAGGUCUACCAGGCCGUCACCUCCAGCGACGACGCUCUGGACGCGCCCUCCGGAGCCUCCUCGUCAUCCGAAUCGGAGUGCGCGCCCAGCAGGGAGCGCUCGCGCAGGGGCAGCGGCACCAAUGCCGGCGAGGUGUCAGUGGCCUGUCUGACGGAGCGCAUCCACCAGAUGGAGGAGAACCAGCACAGCACCGCCGAGGAGCUCCAGGCCACGUUGCAGGAGCUGUCCGACCUGCAGCAGAUCACCCAGGAGCUGAAUGGAGAGAACGAGCGGCUCGGUGAAGAGAAGGGGAUCCUCAUGGACUCCCUGUGUCAGCAGAGCGACAAGCUGGAGCUGUACGGUCGGCAGAUCGAGUACCUGCGCUCCCUGCUGGACGACCAUCAUGUGUCGUACGGACUAGAGGAGGACAUCAAGAGCGGCCGCUACAUGGAGCUGGAGCAGCGCUACGGAGACCUGGCAGACAACGCCCGCUUCGAGAGGGAGCAGCUGCUCGGGGUUCAGCAGCACCUGUCGAACACUCUGAAGAUGGCGGAGCAGGACAACGCCGAGGCCCAAGAGAUGAUCGGAGCGCUGAAGGAGCGGAACCACCAGAUGGAGCGCAUCAUGGACUCGGAGAGACAGGGCCGAGCCGCCAUGGGGGCCGCGCUGGAAGAGUACAAGGCGGCGGUGAGUUGUGACCAGGCGGAGCUGAGCCGCUGCAGGAACCAGCUGGACCAGGAGAGGCAGAGGGUGGCCGAGUUGUACUCCCUUCACACGGCCGGGGAUAAAAAUGACAUCUGCCAACUGCUGGAAGGAGUACGUCAGGGGAAAGAGGAGGCGGAGGCCAAGGCGGCGAAGCUGCAGAAGGAGCUGGAACAAGCCCACAGUGAACUCACUCGGCUACAGGAGAGUUUCAGUAAGCUGGACAGGGAGUACAGACACUUCCAGGAGCAGGUGCAGCAGCAGAUGGCCGAGCAGGAGCGCAUACUGGAGAAGCAGCGCUUGGAGCUGCAGGAGAAGGAGACUGAGAUCGUGGACAUGAAGGAAACCAUCUUUGAGCUCGAGGAUGAGGUGGAGCAGCACCGAGCUCUGAAACUCCACGACAACCUCAUCAUCACAGACCUCGAGAACUCGGUGAAGAAGCUGCAGGACCAGAAGCACGACAUGGAGAGGGAGAUUAAGAUUCUUCACCGCAGACUGAGGGAGGAAUCAAUGGAGUGGCGUCAGUUCCAGGCCGAUCUGCAGACUGCUGUCGUCAUUGCUAAUGACAUCAAGUCUGAAGCCCAGGAGGAGAUUGGAGAUCUGCGGCGCCGGCUGCAGGAAAACCAGGAGAAGAACGAGAAGCUGUGCAAGGAGCUGGACGAGGUCAAGAGCCGCAAGCAGGACGAGGAGCGAGGCCGAGUGUAUAACUACAUGAAUGCAGUGGAGAGGGACCUGGCUGCUCUCAGACAAGGGAUGGGUCUCAGCCGGCGGUCCUCCACCUCCUCAGAGCCCUCGCCCACCGUCAAGACACUCAUCAAGAGCUUCGACAAUGCCUCCCAAGGUCCACCUACCAAUGGGAGUCCCUCAGUGACGCCAACCGCCGCGGCCUCUCCAAUACCACGCACCCCCCUCAGCCCCAGUCCCAUGAAGACGCCCCCAGCAGCUGCUGUUUCACCCAUUCAGAGACACUCCAUAACGGGCUCCAUGUCAGCAGCCAAGCCGCUCUCCUCCCUGAGCGAUAAGAGGCCCAGCUACACGGACAUCACCAUGCCAGCUGAGCACCUCCUCAGGGGAACAUCCGCUAGCCGACCUCCGUCCGUCCACCAGCAGCGGGUCUCCAACAUGGACUCCACCAAGACUAUAUCAGUGUCCCGCCGGAGCAGUGAGGAGAUAAAGAGGGACAUGUCUGCUCCAGAUUCCUCCUCAACCUCCCUGAUGGCUAUGAGUGCUGCCUCCUCCCCGCUCUCCCUGUCCUCCUCCCCUACCGCCUCCAUCACCCCCACAGCACGCAGCCGCCUAAGAGAAGAGAGGAAGGACCCGCUGUCGGCUCUGGCCAGAGAGUACGGGGGCUCCAAGAGAAAUGCUUUACUGAAGUGGUGCCAGAAGAAGACUGAGGGUUAUCAGAAUAUUGAUAUCACAAACUUCAGCAGCAGCUGGAACGACGGCCUGGCCUUCUGCGCUGUGCUCCACACCUACCUGCCUGCACACAUCCCCUACCAGGAGCUCACCAGCCAGGAAAAGAAGAGAAACUUCACGUUAGCUUUCCAGGCUGCAGAGAGCGUGGGCAUCAAAUGCACUUUGGACAUAAACGAGAUGGUGCACACCGAGAGGCCGGACUGGCAGAGCGUCAUGACUUAUGUCACGGCCAUAUACAAGUACUUUGAGACCUGACUCCGCCAUCUCACCCACCCAUCCUGCAGCACAAGCCUCUCAAACCCACGGACAACUGGUAUACCUCACUGCCCGCCCCCCACCACAAAACAUCCAGUCACGCUGCAUGUCGGUAUUCAGCAACACUAGAGGCAGACCAGAACCUCGGUGGACUCCACACAGUUCCUACGUUCACAUCCUCCAAUGCAGCGUCGAGGGUGCUUUGUGGAGAGUUUCCCGAGGACUGGCCCGUACGUCUGCUGUUGCACUAAAGCCAUGAGAAGUAACGCUGGUGAACCAAGUCCGAGCUGACCAGCGAUCAUCUUAUUCCCUUUUGCGUGUUAAGGAGCUGCAUGAUAAAAGGAAGCCGGUCUCGGUGCCUUCUACCUGCCUUUACUUGGCAAAUAAUAUUCUGUUACCCUCAACCUAGUUUCCUGCAAAUCUGACUCUCAGCCUGCUACUCUGCCAGAGCAGCCAUUUUUUUAUAACUAGUCCUCGUGCUUUUUUCUUCUUCUUUCUUUCCUCGGUUGUGAAUAACAACCCAAAGGUCAGAGACGUUUGAAUUUCCCCGGACGACUCUAAAAGUCUUCCAGACGUUACAGUUCGAGGUGCCUCUCUCUCUCUCUUCCGAGGGAUAAAGUGCCUGUGAGUUUCGAUGCAGGAGACCAGGAUAUGAGCUCUCCCGGUGUGCCAACCCUCCAGAGGCAGGCGGUGUCUUUUCACGACAGUUUGUGAAGCUAAAGAUCUCAGGAGUUGUUGCCUAAUAUGUUUCACGGCCUUUUGAUUGUCGAUUUCUGACUCAUCGGUUAUCAGGAGUGAUGCUGCGGACGGCUACUGCAUCAGCAGCGGAUCAUGACUGACAGGAAUAUACCAAGUUCUACAACACUUCUACACACAAAGCGGCACUAACGCACUCUGAUGAUGCUUGUUUCACGAAAAGAUGACUGAUGUGUGUGUGUGUGGAGUCGAACACUAGCAGUGUUUGCAUUGUGUCGCCCUGCACUUCUUUCACUAGGCACGCGGUAUCAUUUCAUCACAACCAAAAUAUGAGUGAAUAGCAUUUAGUCUCUUGAUGAAGUAUGUGUUUAAUUGACAUGUGCGCUGUGUUUGGAUCAGAGAGCCUUAAACCUGAUCAGCCUGAGAGUCUUAAUUCGAUAACUAGACUCCGUGAUGGAGAAAUGUGCUUCAGUGUUUGGACAUUUUGCAGAAACAGAUUCGUAGGUCAAGACACACUUUUGUAGGUCAAUGCGGCGGCGCAUGAAAGGAACAGUUGAUCUCAUUGGAGAAAUACAAGUAUUCCCUUUCUUGCAGAGAGUUGGGUGAGAAGAUUGAUGCCACUCUCAUGGUCGCUGGUCUGGAACGAGGAGCUGGUUGGCCGAGCACAGGAACCUCUCACUAACCGACAUGUCCUCUCGUGAUGGUCUCUGGAGUUCUAGAGUCGCCUUAGAGAGGUGUGUUGGCAGAUGUGUCCGUACAAACCCAGGGUCGCCGUGUCCCCUCUGUUCCCAGUCCUAAUGCUAAGCUAAGCUAGUCACCGGCUGGCUCUGGCUUCACAUUCAGCGCACAGAAGUGAGUGAUAUCGAUCUUCUCAUCUUUCACCCAGCAAGACGGCAAACGGUUGUUUCAUAAAAUCUUUAAUUAUUCCUUGUACAUUUAUCAUAAUUUCUAGCUCCAAAUAUGCAGAAGUAAUCGGACAUUUCAUUGUGCUGUUUACUUACUUUGUGUUAAUACUGAUGCGGUGUUAGGCGGCUAGUUUUUGAAUUUCCUAGCAUGACUUCCAGUUACUAUCGAGAUACUUUGUAGCGCACAACGUCAUAUAGUUUGUGCGAUUUCAGUCGGCAACAUUAAUGUUGUGCAUGACACUUUAACUCCCCUUAUGUUGUGUUUACAAGCAAUAUACAAGCAUGUAAUUAAUGGUUUAUAGCUGUAACGUAGCUUUAAGGACAUUUUAAAUGUUCAAUGCAUAGUCUGUCAGCAGUUAUAACUUCUCCUAUCGAGACUUAUUUAUAUCAUUACAACUGUGUUUCACUAUAUUGUCAUUAUUUAUCUGUUCAUAGAGCAGCCUCCACAUAUGGGUGUCCCCAGGAGGAAUUAUAGUUGUGGACAUUAAUAAACACUUCUACAUGCUUCCAGUUACAUUUCAAGUAAACGAUAAGCCAUUUAUGAUUAAAUGUAUUCUGUUUUAAAAUGCUGAAUCUGGGGAUUUAAAGUGAAGCGCCACCAUGUCCUGCUGCCCGACUGCUGUGUGUUCAUCGUGCCAUACCACGCUCACUGUAUUUAUUUAGCAUGGUUACCGAUCGUCGUCGUGAGGGUCGCUGCUUCGUCUGUGUCCCCAGUGUCCAUGAAUUGAUUACACAGACAGUAAGCAGCUGCACUGAGAUACGCUUUUUGUAUUGCGCACUAACUUCCUGCCUUCACGGUGAAGCCGAGGCUCCUGCGAGUGAAACUGUGACAUUUCAAAACCGCGGUUACCUUUGCUCCCCGGGCAAGAGGUCGCGGAGUGGAGACGGUCACCAGAACCAGGUCCUUCUUGUUUGAGCCCCUCGAGGAGCGCCGACACUGAGCGAUGCUCAUCAACCGCGUCUGGCGAAGGCGACGCCACUCGGCUUCGAUUGGGAUCGGAUGGAGCUGCCCGCUGGUUUCCAAGGCAACAUCAGAUACAACAUUCGCCGUCUCUGUCUGGAAGCGCAUCCUGCCGAGCCACAUGGACGCGGUGUGUACGGCCGCUUCGGUGAUUUAAUGUCGCACAACAACCGUUUCUUUAUUUUGUGUGUGCGAGAGAUCGUGGUAUUAAAUGACAUUUGAAAGCAUCGGCUCUCUGUCCACGGCGGUGCCGUGAGGCCGCGUUGCUGAGGGUCGGCGGCCAACCGUUUUAUGGCGUUCCGCUCGGUUCCGCCGCCGGCCCACGCGUUUUAUCGCUCCCGCCGGGAAAACGUCUCGAGAGCUCCAGAAAAGAUUUGAAGCCUCUCCAUCCUGGAAGCGGAAUGUGUUUUUGAUCACGCUUUAGUGAUCCUGGGACUUUACGAGGUCCAGCGAGUGCUGAUAUGAAGAGUGAUUGAUGAACAUGAGAGAGCAGGCGGCUGGAGGCACAUUCCAGCUGCGCAGGGUGCAGCCGCCGGGGACACGGCCGACUGUUUGGGACCCGACAUGCGUCGCUUUACAACGAGCAAAGCAAAUGUGAACAGUGCAUUGGGUCUUUAUUGGCCCCACGUCAUCGCAAUUCAAUUAUUUUUCUUUGUGUUUACUUGAAAAUGCUCUGAGAAUUCCACUGAACAUGCUUUAGUUUGUCUUUUUGUUUCCAUGAUGCCUUUUUUUAAUUAUUUCUUUACAAUCCAUGCCGCAUUUUUGUUGUUGGUGGGAUUGUUUUGUUUUUCUCUCGUCACACUACACGCAGAGAUGAAAUGGUCCCUUUGAAAGGGUAAAGCUGAAUGAACAGAUGUGUGUGUGUGUAUUUGUGCGUGUCUGUGUGUGCAGAGGGACUAAGCUACAGUAUUAAGUGCACACUACGAUGAUAAUCAGUAAGAAAUAAACGAAAAUGACAAAUUUUGUCUGGUUUUAUUUUGCUUGAUUUUUUCUAGCAAUAUUUAUAAAGGACUAUUUAAAGAG